Molecule: messenger RNA, 2689 nt
Organism: Paramecium sonneborni
Lineage: Eukaryota; Ciliophora; Oligohymenophorea; Peniculida; Parameciidae
Source: the annotation of a GenBank genome assembly
AUGUAAGAAUAAUAAGAAUUUCUUAAAAAUGAAAACAAACCUUUCCUUCCUCAACAAUAAUAAAUAACUCGUACUGUUCUAUAAUCGUUAAUCCAUGAGUAUCAUAUUCUCGUCAAAGGACUAACAAACUAGUAAAUAUCAUUACUAUCUUCUAGAGAAUAUUAAGACUAUUGUAAUGUUAAAGGAGCAUGUGGUUAAACUAUUCCUCUAAUAUUAAUACUACCUGUAGGUCUUGCUAUUGGUACAUUUUAACUAACUUUAUUAUUUUUUAAAAAUAUACAAGAAGGUAUUUGUUUAAUAUUAUAAAAUAUUAAAGGACCCCUAAUACCUGCUUUGAUUUAAUUUCUAUUGUUACAAACAGCAUAGACUUUGAUAAUGUAUAUGAUUCUCAAAGCUUGUGAAGUUAUUCCUAAAAAAAUAGAGAACCCUUUAUUGUUUGGUAAAAUAACAUCCUACAUAUUCAUGUGUUUAAGCAUUGCUGAAGGAACACUAAUUAUUGUAUUUAUAAAUUAUUUAUUUUUAAAAAAGGAAAGAAUUUCAAAUUUCAACUAAUUUUCCUAAUCUUAUUUUUGGGCAAUUUUUGGAUUAAUAAUUUGGUAAAAGGUAAUUAUUAUAUAAAUUAAUUAGAUAAUCUAAUUAUUUAUUUAUGAUUGGAAGCUAAGAAUAGGGAUAGUUAUAUUUCUAUAUAUCUAUUAUGUAUUCAGAGUAGAGAGUGAAUUAUUCAUGAAAGUAAUUAUUGACUCUAUAAUAGGAAAUAGUAAAAGUAAUAGCGUAUAUAUGUUUGGAGAUUAUUUACAUUAUAGAUGCUGAAUUAAAAAACUACUCUUAAUAUUAAUUUGAAAAUAAUAUGUAAUUUAGAAACAAUAAAGAAGAGAUUUAAUUUAUGAUCCCAUAAGUUUAAAUGUAGACUCAAUAAUAGAUUCUAGAAAUUAUUACUAAUUAAUUUCCAAUAAUUAUUUUUGAUUAAACAAAAGAAUUACUCCAUAUUUCAGGAGUAGGAUUAAAAUAAUUAUAAAUGGAAGAUGAUUCUAAUAAAGUAGAUUUAGUUUCUGCUGAAAUAAAAUUAAGAAAAAUGGAAGUAAUUUAACUAUUUUCAACUAAUCCAUAAUUAAAGGAUAAUUUGGUAUAAUUAAAAAGACUAGCUAAAUUUGGAUCAACUUGUGGAACUAAUGAAAAAGGAGAACUGUUACAUUCUCUAUUGAAUGGACCAGCUCUAUAAUAAUUAAGAAUUUUAAGAUAGCCUCAAGAGAAUUAAAGAAUAAUACAUUACAAUCCAGAUGGUGUAUUAGAAUAAUUACUUAAUAAUUUAAUUAAUGAUUAGUAGACAGAAUAUAAAGGAAUAUCUAAAUUUAAUCUACCUAAAAAUUAAUCAAAAUAUUUCUAAUUUACUUUGCUUAAAGUAUCUAAAGGAGAGAGUUUUUAAAUAUUCUUAAUUCUAGAAGAUGUAACUUAAAUAUAUUAAGAUAUAAAUUUAAACUAGAAAUAUCAAGAAGAAGAAGAUCUUCCAAAUAUAUGUUAAGAAUUUAGAUAAUUGUUAUUUACUUAAUAAAAUUUAUAGAUUCCUCUCAAAUUACUAAAUAUUGAAAUAAAAAAUACUCUCAAGUAUUCAAAAACUCAAUAUUUAGAAGAGGACUAAUUAAAUGUUGAUAAUUUAAUUAAUUAAUUAGAAACUAAGUUUUAGAAUUAAAUUAAUCCUAAUAUUAAAUUAUUAUUCAAAAAUAAUUUGAAUGUGAAUAAUGGAGAAUUCAAAACAGAUCAAUUAAGAUUAAUGUAAAUGCUUCAAAUUCUUAUAAGCAAUAGCAUAAAUAAUACAAAAGAAGGAUUUAUAAAAAUAAUUAUUGAAGAUGAUAAGAGAUAAAACUCUAUCUAAAUAUCUAUUGAAGAUACUGGUAAAGGAAUUAAUUAGGAAAUUAUUGAAGAAAAAUUUAAUAAGAAUUAAAUUCGAUCUUUAUAAAUAGUUAAUUAUUUAAGUAAAUUAUUGGGUCCUUUAUUUUAUUGUAAGAAAAUAACAGGAUAAGUUGCUAAUAAAGGUUUGAGAAUUAAAUCUUUAUAAGAUUGUGGAACGAGUAUAUCUUUUUCAAUCAGAAAUUUAGCUUUGGAUGAAUUCAAUACAUAAUUCAUAAUUGAUGAAGAAGUACAUUAAGAUGAAAUGGAUUUAGAUGUAGAUGAAGAUGAAAUUUUAGAGAGAUAUAUAAGAGAUGAUGAUCAAAUUUAAUAUUUAUAGAGAUUUAAUAAAGGACUUAGAUCAUUACUUAUUAAUAGGUAAUAAAUUCAAAAAAUUGCAAAACCAAUUAAUGUCAAUAAUAACAAAAAAUCAACAAAAUUAGUUGGUAUGAUGAAACUUCAAGAAUUGGGAAGAUUGAAAAACAUUCAAUAAUAAAAUGGAUCUUGUCAAUGUAAUCAAAAAUUAAUUAUUAAUUCAAAUUAAGAUUUUGAAAUAGUACUUAAGCAACAUGCUUAAGAUAAUAUUUCAUUUAUAAAUGAAUAAGACUCAUUCAAAUACAUUAAUUUAACUCUUAGGGAAAAAAAAUGUUUGAACAAUUCAUGUUAAUUGUAUAAAUACAUAAUUAUCAAUUGCCAUAAACCAAAUUUCAACUAUAGAGAGUAAUUAUAUUUACAACUAUUUAUAGUUUAAUCACAAAAAUUCUUGGUGUUAACAAUAACUUCAAAAUUAUUGUAUUGAUAUAUA